ACCCAGAUCCGAUCCAUUUUGCAAGCCUUUGCAGAAAACACGCCGACCGCCGCCCCUCGUUUUCCCACCCCUCUUCUGAAGGAACAUCACGGCCGUUGAUCUCUCCAACUAUUUCGGUCUUCCCCCAGCCGGCCAGGAAAAAAAUCUUAAAAGUUCUUCUUGUUGAUUGCCUGGGCGAGAUUUUUGGUUGCUAUGGCUGAUGAGGAGCUUGUUGAUCCAAAGAAAUAUCUUGAAGAAUCUUGCAAGCCAAAGUGCGUAAAAUAUUUGCUUCAAUAUCAGGCAUGUGCGAAGAGGAUUCAAGGAGAUGAAACAGGGCACAAACACUGUACAGGCCAAUACUUUGACUACUGGAGAUGCGUUGAUAACUGUGUCGCGCCAAAGCUCUUUAAGAAGCUCAAAUGAUUCUUGGAGGUUGCUGAUGUAGUUUCACUUUUCUGAUUAUUCUUGAUCCUUGAAUUGGAAUGCAAUGUUAUAGUUCCUGACCAUCUGCAUAAAACCCUUAAUAGCUGUACAAGUCCCUCUAUCUGAACCGGAAUCAAAUGAAACCAAAGAUAGUUUUUUUUUGCUAUCUUGGGACAUUUUUUUUGUGUUUCAUCAAAUAAAAAGACUGUCUAAAGAGACUGUUUGUUGCUA
This is a messenger RNA of Nymphaea colorata (pocket water lily), 633 nucleotides long. RefSeq names its product cytochrome b-c1 complex subunit 6-1, mitochondrial-like. The record is from RefSeq and is a predicted model, not a curated record. NCBI's taxonomy places the organism in Eukaryota, Viridiplantae, Streptophyta, Magnoliopsida, Nymphaeales, Nymphaeaceae. The coding region runs from base 193 to 402 and encodes 69 amino acids. Gene Ontology annotation, biological process: mitochondrial electron transport, ubiquinol to cytochrome c. The transcript has 5 exons.